AUGAGUAAUGAAACAGAUACUGAUUCUGAAAGAAAGUUAGUUGAUAUAGAUAUUAGCCAGGCACAGGACAAUGGAAGCUACACGGAUACAUGUAAUAAUACUAUAAACAUCCACAAGGUUGAUAAUAAACCUGAAAAGGGUUACAAGAGAUACACUCACAUCCCUUUAACUGGAUCAUAUUCUAUUAGCGGAAUAAAUUAUAGUGGAGAAAAACAAGGUGGUAUAGACCUAUCUGGUGACUAUAAAAAAAAGGUAACUGUAUACUAUCUGAGCUAUGAUGUCACUAAUGCACUUCCCCUAAUAGUGGGACUUGAAAAGGACUGGGGGAAUAACUAUUACUACUAUACAAGAACUAAUCUUUCAAUUUUCAGUUCAUGGAAAGAUGAAGGAGUAGAAGUUACUAGUGAGAAUCAACUCCUUUCAAAACUUACAGCUAUCACUAGUCAGUUACAUGAACUUGUUGUACUAAAUCUCACAGAAACUAAUGACACUUACUUUGCCAAUGGAGAUCCUCGUUCACAUCCAGAAACUAAUACAGAUACUACCAUAUCGGUUUCUUUUUCAGAAACUAUCCAUACAAUCUAUAAAAGGUACAAGCAUAGUCCUGUUACCAAAGAUAUAUCUGCUAUAAGACUCCUUUCUACCAAAACUACCUCUACGAACAUACCAUUUGAAUCACCUAUAUAUAGAAAUGAAUAUAGUGAAGCUCAUGUUUAUUUCUGGGAGGGUGAUAACAGACACAGAAAUCCCCUUUUACUGGAACUUAAGCUGACUACGAGUACUUUUCAUUCCUAUUACAUACUUUCUGAUGGGGAAACGGACAAAAAAUGGAAGACUGAAUCUGGUAUAACUGCCAACACCCUCAGGGAAAAUCUUAACAAGCAGAACUGCGGAAGGAAUAGUGCUCACAUUGUGAAAAUCUCAGAGAAGGGUAGUUCCGGUGGUGGAACUUCUUACAACUGUCCUAGUUGCAGUUUAAAGCAAGUUAGAGUAACAAAAUAUGAUGCUAGUGACUAUUCCUAUUCUCAUCAUAUUUCUGAAGGUUUCUCGAGAUUUGAGGAUAAGAAAACAGAACAUACCGGAUUUACAUUCACUGCUAGAAUAUAUAGUGUGUAUGUAUAUUGGUAUCCAAGCGGACCUGAGGGAAUCCCACUCCUGAUUUAUCUCCAAGAAUCAAAUAAGUGGUACCAAAGACAAACUCUAGACUCAACUAAAUGGACUGAUGUUCCCCGGGAUAAGAAACCUAGUGAUUACAAGGAUGAUCCUACUAAAAUCCAAGGACUUCUAAAGGAUAUAUUGCCAACUGUUACCAUAAAUGUUGGAGAGGGAAAGCAGCUCACUAGUGGUGGAAGUGGAGAGUAUGAAGACCCUUCUGGAGAGGGUGAAGAAAAGGAACAAAUUAAAGUUACCAGAAAGGAUAUAGAGGUAGAUGGAGGAACUGUUAAAUAUACUAGUUUUACCCACUGCAUUCUGAAGAAAGAUGGUUUUAUACUUGGUGGAAUUAAAUAUGAUGAAAGCACUACUCUUUCUGGAAUAACCUCUUCCGAUAUUCUUAAACAUGUAACUGCGUACUACUAUAAGGGUGUAUCUAACUUCAAGUUUGAGGACCUUCUCAUGAUUGGAUUUGAGAAAAGAGGUGCUUGUAGUAAUAACUAUGCAUAUUAUAGCAGGGAUGAUAAAGGAUCAACUUGGACUCUUCUUCCUGAUCAGAAGAGUGAACUGGAGAAUCCUGGACUUACCCAAAAGCUUACUGAAAUAAAGAAGAAACUUGAGGCCGAGAAAAAUAAAUCUCAAAAUGGAGCUGCUGGAGGACAUAGCUCUGCUAGUUCACAGAACUUUGGUGAUAGGAUACUUAAGUUCAUUAAAUCUUACCCUGCUGAAAUUGGUAUUACAGGAGGCUUAGCCACGGUAGUAACCAUAGUUGGUAUAGUAAAGAAGUUUUGGGGUACCAUAGCUACAAUUCUCAUUACUUCUGUGUAA
This is a messenger RNA of Theileria equi strain WA, 1980 nucleotides long. RefSeq lists its product as hypothetical. Lineage: Eukaryota; Apicomplexa; Aconoidasida; Piroplasmida; Theileriidae. The record is from RefSeq and is a predicted model, not a curated record. Bases 1 to 1980 code for a protein of 659 amino acids. The transcript has a single exon.